AUGUCCUCCAGACUAGAGAAGGUAAAGAAGCAGAUAGAGUUGAUGGAGCAGUUUUUGGAUUGGAGUAGGAAAAUGAAGGCCAAGCCUAGCAAGUGUGUCUCCUUGGGAAUGAAGGUGAUAGAUGGUACGUACCAGGCUUAUGACCCAGAGAUAUUGAUUGACGGCCAGAUAAUCAGCUAUACAGUGGAUGAGUGUGGUCUCAACGGUGUCAUGAAGUGUUGGAUCUACAAUAACAUGCUGACUAGCAAGAUGUCCUGGGAUCUGAUGAUUUACAACCUUCCUGUAUCAAAGGGACACGCCCUGAAGAACAGUGAUGACACCAAAGUUGUAGAAGCCUAUAAUAACAAGAGAGAGAAACAGGAGAACAGCCCGAGAUGGUCUUAUACAACGGAGCUGACGGCAAGAGAGCGAGAUCUUUACUUCCAGGAGUUGGUUGGAGUAGUGACUAAAGACCGAGUAGGACUCGGAUACAAACCAAAGUUGACUGAGAGGCAGAAGCUAAGACAACUGGUAGAAUCGGUGUCAGAGAACGACAUGCUAGUCACCCUGGUAAACAAGGGAGUACAGGGCAAGUUCUUGACAUGGGAGAACACGAUGCAGUUAGACUUAGGAUGGAACAGCCUUAUCUACAAUUACAAGAUGAGCCCGGCUCUCCUUAAGUUCCACCUAAACUCGACACACGACGUGGCUAAUACCCCUGCAAACAUGAAAUUGUGGAACUACUCGAGUACAGGAAAUUGUACACUUUGUGGUUGGAAGACGUGCAACAUCAAGCACAUCCUAGCCGUCUGCAGUGUAGCAAGAAAAUCCAAAAGGUACAACUGGAGACAUGACAACGUCCUACGUGUUAUAGCCGGAGCCUUGCUUGACCAACUCAAGAUGUACAAUUCCUCAGAGAGGCCCUUUGAGAGAGUGAAAGACUGGAAGCUGAUAUGGGACGAGGAUACACUACCUGCCCAGUUCCCACAGCACAUCUACAACACAGCGGAGAGACCCGACAUUGUAGUAUGGUCGGAUAGUUUGAGAGAAGUAGUUCUGAUUGAACUGACUUGUGGUGACGAGAGUAACUUCAGUGACCAAGUAGCACGUAAAGAAGCACGCUACAACAGAGAGCUGAUUCCUGGCAUCGACGGGUGCGGUUGGAAAGCUCUGCUUUUUACGGUAGAGAUUGGGUGUAGGGGCUUCUGGCACCAUACUGUACCAGCUCUAUUCAACUACUUUGGAUUGGCGAAGAGAACGAAGAAUAAAGCCCUGAAUGAGGCUGCUUUGGUCGCUCUUCGAUGUUCCUAUACAAUCUGGUUAGCCCGCGACAACAAGAAAUGGUCUACCUGCUACGACAUCGCAAGGAGGCCAGAAGUCAUAAACUGUGAAAGCUGA
Molecule: messenger RNA, 1377 nt
Organism: Bolinopsis microptera
Lineage: Eukaryota; Metazoa; Ctenophora; Tentaculata; Lobata; Bolinopsidae
Exons: 4
Coding region: 1-1377 (458 amino acids)
Source: RefSeq, a predicted model, not a curated record